AUGACUGACUUGCUCCGCGCCAAACAACGAUCUUUUCAUUUUGCAGACGACGCUAGACUGUCUUUUGAGAAGCUCAAAGACGCUAUCUCCAACAUAGCGCUUCUCGCUCAUCCAGACACGUCUGCACCACUCUCCCUCACAACUGAUGCAUCCGACACUGCCGUCGGUGCAGUUCUUCAACAACUCAUCGACCAUCGCAAUGAGGCUGGACCUUACCGUGGUGCGAUGGUUUGUGUGCCUCAGCGAUCCAUUGAGCUAUACUGGGUGGUGCAUUUUUCACCUUCAGAGUCACUCAUACCAGAUUGGUCAAUGGUUAGAGGCCAGACAGACUCAGCCUCCUGGUCCUCCAGGUUGGGGGUUGGAAUGAGGGUGGCACCUUAUUCCUUAAUAUGGACUCCUUGUAGCUCAACGCCAAACCCGCUGCCUUGCGGUCAGGUUUUUGAACCAAAGGCUUUGGUUGAGAACCCUAAUCGUUCUCCUGUCUAG
Dicrocoelium dendriticum is the source of this 486-nucleotide messenger RNA. The record is from the annotation of a GenBank genome assembly. Lineage: Eukaryota; Metazoa; Platyhelminthes; Trematoda; Plagiorchiida; Dicrocoeliidae.